UGUGUGCGAGUAGCAGCCGGGCGUCGUGGUUUCGGUUGGCUGGGAGGAAGAGGAAUAACGAAUGUGGGAGCCAAGAAGAAUUCCUCGUUGGCGAACGGCGCUGGGGCGAGAAGCGACAAUAUCCACAGGAUUUCUGAAACGUUUUUACGGACUACACAUGUCUCCUUAGGGGAAUUUAGGGAAGUUUUCCCCUCACACGUUCCCGGGUCGGAUAAGGGUGGCAUCUAGACUGCAUCUGACAACACAAGCUGAUCCUAACAACCACAAAACUGACAAUGAGGGACUAAAAAAUGGACAUAUAAUGAUCUUUGAAAAUCACUUCGUCUUCUGACAGCUUGGUGACGCCCACAAAAGGAAUGGACUGACCCGUAACUCAUGGCUUCCUUAGAACUGUGACUUUCUCUGGUCUGUGAUUGAAGUGGGCUUUGAGCUUCCAAAUUGGUCCAGAAGGAGGAUUAGGAAAGGCGUGUCCUUUCCUACCAAAGAAAUGAGUGUGGGAGGAGGAAGCAACAGCAGUGUGGAGCUUGUCCAUCUCUCCUUCCUCUCACUGAACACCGGCAGUCUUGAUCCAGGAUGCACUCUCCCCUACGACCCCUCCCCUCAUUUUUGCCCCUGAGACUACGGUGGGCUUCAUGAACAUGUACAGAGACACAGGGGUGUGUGCCACCCCUCUCUCUCAACCUCUUCCUCCACCCCACCUCCGUCUCCCCCUUCAUAAUGGCCACUCUUCCAUGGGCGACCCAGCACCAUCCCGUGUCUCCGUGCCCAAAAUGGGUGUCCGAGCUCGGAUUGCAGAGUGGCCUCCUCGCAGGGCGCUUUCACGAGAAUCACUGCUUGAGAACGGCCAGGGCAGUCAUCAGGAUGACCUCAAUAGUGAAGAUGGGCUUACACAUGGAAGUGUGACAAGGAUACCACAGCGAGGUACCAGAGACGAUGUCUUCCUUGAAUCAGGUCAAAGGAGGGCUCCGGGCACACCACCGAGGCUUCGGACUUCUGGAUUCGCUCCACUCCGACAGCGCUCCAACAGCGAGAUUACAUUGAGUGAGCAAGAUGAAACCGAAGUCGAAGGUCGUUUGUUUCGGGAAUAUGGUAGUACCUCUUCCAUCAACGUACAGGCUGUGUCCGAGCAAAGCUUCUUCGACAUGCUCAGCCAGUUUCAACAGGAGCGUCCAGACCAGCGUAGCACAGCCCCUGCCAAGCUCGGAGAGCUGCUUGGUGCAUCUUUAGAGGGAUCGGCAUCACAUGCCUUCUUGUCGACUCCACGGCCUGAUGACCGCCCGGAGAAUCGUGUACGCAAGAAGAGUGGUGGCACAGAGUCAUCUCUUGGCACCUCCUCCUUAUUCCGCAAACUCCGCAGCUCCAGCCGAGGAGAAACAGAGACUCCGCGAGGUGACUCGGAUGAUACACGACCCCUCGAGACGUUGUCUUCCAAACCCUGGGUAUGUGUGCGGAGUUUUGCCCACUUUGACGCUCAGAGUGUUUUAUUUGACUUGAACGAGGCGGCAGCUCGUCGCACCUACGCCGCCCAGCGGCGAAACACGGCCACCGGAGCUUCUGCUGCUUCUUCGGCUGCCGUUUCUUUGGCGGUUUCCAGAGCUAUUGCUCUGGGCGGAGUGGAGCCCAGCUUCUCCAGCACUGAUGACCUCAGUGUCAAGGACCUGUCUGAAGGUUCAACCACAGGACUGGAACUUUCAGAGCAGGGUGGUUCGGCUAGCGUUAACCCCAACUCCCAGCAACAACUGUUGCUGAGCUGCCCGCACUUCAUCAAUGAGACUGGAAGUUACAGGGAACGCAAUGUCAGCUUCUUGAGCUCAUGGGCGGAGCGAGGAGAGGCUGGCAUCGUGGAGGCCCGGCUUCGUCCACGCUGCAGUAAUUCCAGUGUGUCCAAACUGGAGGUGCCUCCAGAGGUUCAAGCCGCCAGGUUAGAGAGACUGCAGCAACACUGCAUCGAGCACGUUGACCUGGGUGCCAGAUACUACCAUGAGCACUUCUAUGGGAAAGAGCACUGGAACUACUUUGGUACCGAUGAGAAGCUUGGGCCUGUGGCUCUAAGCAUUCGAAGAGAGAAACUGGAUGAUACCAAAGAUUUAAAGGACCAGUACCAGUACAGGAUCAUCUUUCGCACCAGUGAGCUGGUCACAUUACGAGGAGCGAUCCUGGAGGAUGCGAUUCUGUCCACUGCAAAGCACGGAACGGUUCGUGGUUUGCCUUUGAAAGAGGUUCUGGAGUAUGUGCUGCCAGAACUCAGCGUGUCCUGUCUGCGAUUGGCUCUCAGCACACCAAAGGUCACAGAGCAGCUUCUCAAACUGGACGAGCAGGGGCUUAGUCAGAAACACAAAGUGGGCAUCCUGCUGUGUCGAGCGGGGCAGAGUACGGAGGAGGAGAUGUACAACAAUGAAGAGGCGACGCCAGCCUUCUCCGCCUUCCUCGAGCUGCUGGGAGAAACUGUGUGUCUGAGGGGUUUCAACAAAUAUGCUGCCCAGCUAGACACCAAAACGGACUCAACUGGAACACACUCCCUGUAUACAACCUAUCAGGACUAUGAGAUCAUGUUUCACGUGUCCACCAUGCUUCCAUACAUGCCUAAUAAUCCUCAACAGCUCCUGAGGAAGAGGCACAUAGGAAAUGAUAUAGUCACGAUUAUAUUCCAAGAGCCGGGAGCCCUACCGUUCACUCCACAGAACAUUCGCUCUCACUUCCAGCACGUGUUUGUCAUUGUCCGUGUGCACAACCCUUGCUCUGACAACACCUGCUACAGUGUGGCAGUGACUCGAAUGAAGGACGUCCCUCCGUUUGGUCCGCCGCUACCUUCAAACGGCCUGACGUUCCGUGACCCAGCUGCCUUCCGAGCUUUCCUGCUAGCCAAGAUCAUCAACGCAGAGAAUGCUGCGCACAAAUCAGAAAAGUUCCAUGCCAUGGCAACCCGCACGCGCCAAGGAUACCUGCGGGACCUGGCGGAGAACUGCGUUUCCACUACGCCACUCGACACUGCUGGCAAGCUGAACAAUCUCAUCUCUCUGGCCUCCAAACGCAAGGAACGCGUCCGGGCACGCGAAGGAGCGGAAAUGGGUGCCUUAGGGGCGCUUCUUUGGCGCGUGCUCGCGCAGGACUUCAGUGGCGGAGGCGCCGAGCUUCCUUGCGCUUUAGCCAUCUCCAAUGAGUACAUUGUCCUGGCAGACUGCUCUACCAAAGAGGUGGUGUUUAACUGUUUCUGUGCUGAUGUGAUUGGUUGGACGGCGGAGAGACUUGCACUGAAGGUUUUCUAUGGUAGAGGAGACCAUGUUGCCUUACGGGUACCAGAGGGCAGUGCGCAAGACAUCAGAGAGGUGGUGCAGAGACUUAAGGCAUUGACUGUAGGUUGUGAGACGGUUGAUAUGACGUUAAGACGGAAUGGUUUAGGCCAGCUUGGUUUCCAUGUGCGCUUGGAUGGAACUGUGUCCGAAGUGGAGGAAUAUGGCUUCGCUUGGCAGGCGGGACUCCGGCAGGGUAGCCGUUUGGUAGAAAUCUGCAAAGUUGCCGCUGUGACGCUCUCCCACGAGCAGAUGAUUGACCUGCUGCGGACUUCGGUUACCGUAAAAGUGGUCAUUAUUCCACCGUUCGAAGAGGGAGGGGCACGCAGGGGCUGUACAGAGGAGUACGAGAUGAAGAUGAUGGAGCAGAAGGGAGAAGCAGAGCCGGUGGCUGCAGGGUAUCGUGGUGGGCAGCGAACCCCAGUAUGGCGCUGGGACAGCCCCCCUGGUACACACAGCUCUGCUCAGCGCUGGACCCCCAGUGGACCCCCACCAGUCCCCAGCCGUACACAUAAAGCUCUGGUCCCCAUUCCAUACAGGGAGCCACAACACAUCUCUGCUAAACGGCCUGUCAGUUACCCAGAGAACCAUUACAGUGUGUCUCCUCUUGCCGGGGACAGAGGUAUGCCGUACAGAAACCCUUCGGCUAGCUUCUCCAGUCCAGGCUCUGGGUUCAGCUCCACCGCACUGGGAGUGCCGGGACUCAGCGGACCCUUUGUCCACUAUAAACCCACUCGAGACGGGUUUGGGUCAGUCCAGCGGCCUCUCCAGCCAUUUGAUCCACACGUUACAGUCGAUGUCUCGAGUGGAGAAUCAUCAUCUGGUUUCACUAGCCAAGAAAGCACGAUGGAACGCAACAAGUCAGAGCCCAUGUGGCAUGUUCCUGCUUCAUCACGAGGCGUUUCAGUUGGCUCUGCUCCGAGAAGACAGACUCGACAGGAUGUUGCAGGGAAGGACUCUCCAAACCGCCACUCUAAGGGUGAGGCACACUAUUCCAGUCACUCCAGCAGUAACACGCUCUCCAGUAAUGCUUCCAGCAGUCACAGCGACGAGCGCUGGUUUGACAGCGUGGGAGGUGGGGUUUCCGGUGCCCUGAGUGACCCGUCAGACCCCGACCCUGACCUCAUGGGCAAGGGAGGUUCCAGUGACAGUGGCAUUGAUGCGUCUCUCUACACGCCAAGUCCUAACACUAAAGGAACCAAACCUAGCCGCAGUCUUGCAGGAACCCCCCAUAAACCUCUGCAUGGCUCUGCUACCUACAGCGGCUUGCAGGAGCUGUCUGGAACGGGAGGGAGGAUGUCCGGAGAGGGUCGCCGCAGGGAGUCGUCACCCCUCAUCGCAUCUGACAAUCAAACCAAGAACUAUCGCACACGCACAUUCCCCCCUCCUGGAUCAGCCAAUGUCAACAACAUCAAAUCAAGGACCUGCUAUACCCCUCAAGGGUACAAGGCCCCUGCUGUGGCCGACAAACCCCGGCCUUUCAGAUCUUCAACAGUCACACCCACAUCAGGCUCCGCCCAGCUUUCAAGCUCCGCCCCCAAGUCAUUUAGUAAGAGCAAGAGUACAUGGCAACAGGAGGAGAACAGCACAGCAACCAGCACCACCUCCACUGACAGCAACAGCAACAAGCAAGUGGAUAUGAACAAUAAGAAUGUGUUCGGACAGCCCCGGCUACGUGCCUCUCUGAGGGACCUACGCUCACCACGCAGAUCUCACAAGAGCACCAUUGAGGACGACUUGAAAAAGCUCAUCAUCAUGGACAACCCUACAGAGACGCCAUCACGGGAUGCGUCUCCUCAUCGGACCCUGCAACGUACUUUCUCGGAUGAGAGUCUGUGCAGUGGACGGAGAGAUUCUAGUUAUGCAAGCACACCUCUUUUUGAAGGACAAGUGCCGCCCAGUGACCUUCUUUUCACUUGCACGCUGCCUACUCGUCGCCACAACACCAGUCACGGAGCCCUCAUACCUAGUAAGAAAGUACCGUUGUCUGCAUCAGAAUUGUCUCUAACUGAGGUGAGGGAUAAGGUUCCACCUCUCAGAAGACUGGACCCCGGACUCAUGCCGCUUCCUGACACUGCCUGUGGUCUUGAGUGGUCCAGCUUAGUUAAUGCAGCCAAGGCAUAUGAAGUGCAAAGAGCUGUUUCUUUAUUUUCAUUGUCUGAGUCUCACACGGGCGGCAAUGAGUUGAGACCCGUCAUCAGCCCGGUGCCUUUCCACACGCCACAGACUCCCCGUACCACUCCUACAUUCAGCAGUGAAGAGGUUCCUAAUGACCUAUCUGGGCGUCUGUAUCAUCUGGAAGUCAUGCUGAAACAGCUGAACAAUGAUCUGGAAAAAGAGAAACAGGACAAGGCAGCGUUGUUAGCAGAGAUGGCUAAUCUAAGACAGAACAACCAGCGUCUACAGGAGGAAUCGCACUCAGCCAGUGAACAGCUCCGCAAGUUCAGCAAACUCUUAUCCUCAACCAUACCUGAGAGGAAAUGACUGUUCCCUUUCAUUUAAGACAAGAUGAGAGGAGAUCUUCACGUACCUGUACUCCGCCUAAUAUGGCACGUUCAGUGCCAACAGCUAAUUGACUUCCCAGUCUCAUAUUGUCCAGUACAUCCACUGUCCCGCUCGCCCUCAUCUAGGCCUCGUCCUCACCACACACGAAAGAAACUGUGAGCUUCACGAAAGUACGACUGAGGGAAACCGAAAGAGUUUGCAUACAGGUCUGACUUUAAAGCUUUAACUUAAAGCCGGUACAAAUGUCUAUUUUUAAACAAACAAACUCAACACACGAUUUCCUACCUUGAAUCGAGCGAGCUCCUCAUCUACUUUCGGAACUAUUUUCUCAUUCUAGAUUUAUUUUUAUACUCAACGAGUUGACACGAAGCUUGAGCCAGUCAAACUGUAAGACGCUAACAUCAGAGAGGUCUAUUUAGUGCACAGUCAGCUCAACAGCCAAAAAAAAAGCAACAAAAAAACGACACUUGAGCCACGUGAGAGAUCCUACCUUUCCCAAAACGUCGCGAGAAAUCACGGUACUGUAAUUGUGAGGAAAAAGUACAGCGGUCUGGGAACGACUCACACUGUAAAGUAAUUCUACAUCGCGCAGGUACAUUAAACGCUAUCGUAUUGUUCAAACCAUCCUCAUCUCAGCUGAUUUAUCUUCUAACAGACUUCCUGUAGUGACUGAAACUCUGCAAUAAUGGCUCUGUAGAUCUUCACUUCUCCAGAACGGAAAAACCAGUGAUAGCAACCACUACUAAAACUGUGAUGUUACACCCAUCGUUUCCUCUGUGCAUGGACAUCGGUCAAUGUCAUGUGACAGGAAAUGCCACUUUCUCUCCUACGUAUGGUUUCGGCAUAGCACUGUGUGUAAACUUGGGCUGUUCUGUCAGAUUUCGACACUGUAUAUGUAUAUGUAUAUGCAAAGCCGACACUAAGAAACCCUAGUCAGCUGUGUCCCAUACAGACUCUAUUUUUCUAUUUGUAUUUAGUUCAGGUUUAUCAGGUGAAACGACUGUUGGCAAUAGAUGGCUGUUUUCAACUUCUAGACAGAUCAUCGUGUUUACAUACUAUGACGAUCCACACUGUACUCGAUUACGGAACUGGAAUAACAGUCAGGCUGGAUCGGAUACGGUUUCUCAUGUACCCCACGUUACUCUGUACAUGUCUGCCUUAAAGUGGUCAGCUGUGACCAGCGAUGUGUUGUAAAUUACGACUCAUAUCAGCUCUCUCCAUCCCUUUAACCUGAUGCGACUGGAAAAAAUAUCUUCUCCUCUCUCAGGACCCGUAAGCUGCCCUCUCGAUCGCCUGAUCUAUUCGUCUCUAUUUAUUCACAUCAAAAAGCACUGCAACAGUCGGUUAACUUUAUAUUGUAUUAGUCAUCAUAGCUAUACGUGAAAAUAUAAUGUGUCUGCUUUGCUCAGACACACAAAAACAACUAUAUACAUGCCUAUGACAGUAACUAGCAUUGUAAAACGCAAAGGUUUUUGUUUAUUUAUGGGGUGAGAGAUUUAAAAAAAAAACGACAGCGUUUUAGUGCCAUGUUAAAAAAAAUCUAAGAUUACGAGAUUAAAGUCGUAAUAUUUUGAGAAUAAAGUUGAAAUGACAAGAAUAAAGUUGAAAUACUAUGAGAAUAAUGUCGAAAUAUUUUGAGAAUAAAGAUGAAAUUAAAAGAAUAAAGUUGAAAUAUUACAAGAAUAAAGUUGGAAUUGCGAGAAUAAAAGUCAGACUGUUUCGAGAAUGAAGUCGAAAUGUUUUGAGAAUAAAGUCAGAAUUACAAGAAUAAAAAAGUAAAUGUUUCGAGAAUAAAGUCAAAAUUUUUAAAGAAUAAUGUCGAAAUGUUUUGAGAAUAAAGUCGGAAUUAUGAGAAUAAAGUUGAAAUUACGAGAAUAAAGUCAGAAUAACAAGAAUAAAAGUCUAAAUAUUUUAAGAAUAAUGUCGAAAUGUUUUGAGAAUAAAGUCGAAAUACUACAAGAAUAAUGUCAAAUAUUUUGAGAAUAAAGAUGAAAUUACGAGAAUAAAAGUUGAAAUAUUACAAGAAUAAAGUUGGAAUUGCGAGAAUAAAAGGCGAAAUGUUUUGAGAAUAAAGUGAAAAUAUUUUGAGAAUAAAGUUGAAAUUAGGAGAACAAAAAAUCAAAGUAUUUAGAGAAUAAAGUCGAAAUUACGAGAAUUAAGUGAAAUAUUACGUGAAUAAAGUAAGUUUCAAUAAUAAAGUUGAAAUUAUGAGAAUAAAGUCAGAAUUACAAGAAUAAAAAUCUAAAUGUUUCAAGAAUAAUGUCAAAAUAUUUUAAGAAAAAAGUAGAAAUUACGAAAAUAAAGUCAAAUACUACAAGAAUAAAGUCGAAAUACUAUGAGAAUAAUGUCGAAAUAUUUUGAGAAUAAAGAUGAAAUUACGAGAAUAAAAGUUGAAAUAUUACAAGAAUAAAGUUGGAAUUGCGAGAAUAAAAGGCGAAAUGUUUUGAGAAUAAAGUGAAAAUAUUUUGAGAAUAAAGUCGAAAUUACGAGAAUAAAGUCAGAAUUUUUCAAGAAUAAUGUCGAAAUGUUUUGAGAAUGAAAUCAAAAUUGUGAGAAUAAAGUCGAAGUAUUUCAAGAAUAAAGUUGAAAUUAUGAGAAUAAAGUCAGAAUUACAAGAAUAAAAGUCAAGAAUAAUGUAGAAAUAUUUCACCUUUAUUUUUGAAAUAUUUCGACUUUAUUCUUGUAUUUUGACUUUAUUCUCGUAAUUUUGACUUUAUAUAAAAAUAAAAGUCUAAAUGUUUUGAGAAUAAAGUUGGAAUGUUUUGAGAAUAAAGUCGGAAUGUUUCCAGAAUAAAGUCGAAAUAUUUCCAGAAUAAAGUAGCCUAUUGCGCAUGCAAAUGGCCCGGACUGGGAACACCGGGAGAUUUUUCCAAAGUCUCAGCUUUCAAAAUCUGUCAGUUUUAUAACGAAAUACAAACAAUAUGUCUAUUACAAUAAUCGUGUUUUUAAUGUGGUGUGACAGAUCACUGUAUUCACCUCAAGUUUCAGCGGCAUGUAGGUCAAUUUAUUCUCUAUUAUAAUAUUUCGACUUUAUUCUCGAAAUAUUUCUACUUUAUUCUCAUAGAAUUUCGACUUUAUUCUCGUAAUACUUUGACUUUAAUCUCGUAAUCUUAGAUUUGUUUUGUUUUUUUUUUCACUUAUUAACGUGCCACUGAAACGCUGUUGUCCAAAAAAGACCUGACAUCAUUCAUUGCAGCUGUUUAGUAGUGUAAUUGUACAUAUAGUGAUUUUAUACAAAUCUUUGAACUGCUGAUAGCUAGCAUUACAUGUUCUCCCCACUAUAAAGUAUGAGGAAAAAGGAAUAGUCCACGUUUUUACUCACCCUCAUGUUGUUCCAAACCUGUAUGACUUUAUUUCUUCCAUGGAACAUAAAAGAAACAGUUUUGGUUCCCAUUGACUUCCAUUGUAUUCUUUUAAGUUCCACGGAAGAAAGCUAAUCGUACGGGUUUGGAACAACAUGAGGGUGAGUAAAUGAGUGGACUGUCCCUUUAAAUGAGUCUGUGUACAUGUUUGGAACUUUUAGUUAUACAUCAUCACUCUGGACAUUAUCAUAUUAUGAUAAGCUCAUUCGCCCCACUGUUUUAGAUUCAUUUUUAUUGUUUUAUUAUCAGAUUGUCAUCUCAUUGCUGUGACUACAAGAACUUCACCCACCAUGAGUGUUUUUCUGUCAAAAAAGUGGGAGGUUUUUUAGACUCUUGGUGUCUCACUCAGUUUUGGGUUGCUGGGUGUCAUAUCUACACCAUGGAUUGUCUUAUGAUUUCUGUUUGUUUGUUUUGAUAGAUGGGUGGAGGUGUUUUUAUUAAGUUUGUUAGUUUUUUUAUUUUUAAAAAGUAAAUACGAGUAAUAUUGUGAAAAUAUUCUAUGUGCAUCUGUGUUGCGCAUUCUUAAAUCAUUGCAAAUUAUAUAGUCCGGCUGUAAUAUUUGAAGGUUUAUUUUUAUGUGUAAUAUUUUGACUAUUUAUUUUGAUUCUUGUUCUUUUUUUAUUAAAUGCAAGUCAAAUUCGAGGUGAAAAUUACUAGACUACAGAUUUGGUAACAUUAUUGGAGGGUACUGAGUUGAUGUAUUUUUUAGGUUCUCCUUUAUAUUUUGUUUGAUUCAUGAUCUUUUGUACAAAGCUGAUUUUAUCCUUUUCUUUUUUUUUAAAGAAACUAUUGUAAUUCAUCUUUUUGUCUCUGUUUUCAUUAGCUUCAUGCAUGAAACAGUGGCUCUGAUGCCUCGAUUUAACUAUUGAUAACUGAUCAAUCUUUCAGUUUCUUUGGGGAUGUUGUAUCAAUGAGUGUACAUUUAAUAUGUGUAAAUUAUGUUUUCAUUAUUUUAUAAAAAAUAUAUUAAAAUAUUUCAUAAUGAUAA
Labeo rohita (rohu) is the source of this 10145-nucleotide messenger RNA. It is a transcript of the gene sipa1l3, whose product is annotated as signal-induced proliferation-associated 1 like 3. The transcript is spliced from 23 exons. Gene Ontology annotation, molecular function: GTPase activator activity; protein binding. Bases 633 to 5774 code for a protein of 1713 amino acids. Gene Ontology annotation, cellular component: cytoplasm; Golgi apparatus; plasma membrane. The record is from RefSeq and is a predicted model, not a curated record. Lineage: Eukaryota; Metazoa; Chordata; Actinopteri; Cypriniformes; Cyprinidae. Gene Ontology annotation, biological process: activation of GTPase activity; regulation of small GTPase mediated signal transduction; establishment of epithelial cell polarity.